This is a messenger RNA of Arabis nemorensis, 231 nucleotides long. The record is from the annotation of a GenBank genome assembly. Lineage: Eukaryota; Viridiplantae; Streptophyta; Magnoliopsida; Brassicales; Brassicaceae.
AUGGAAAGGGAAACGGACAUCUUUAUCUUGAUCGAGAGUCUUCCAGAAGCUGUUCAUCUUCUCUCUGGUCUCCUGCACCCGGAUCCAAAUUUGAGACCGACUGCACAAGAAGUUCUGCAUCAUCCAUUGUUCUGUAACUCUGACAUGAGACUGUCUUUCCUUCGGGAUGAAAGUGAUGGGAUCGAAUUGGAAAACCGCGAAGAAGGGUCACAGCCGCAGUGGUUACUUUAA